AUAUCAACACAUUUGAUAGAUGGAGACUAUAAAAGACGAUGGAGUCGUCUUGAACUUGAAGUUAUUAAAGAGAACUCGUUUCUACCAUUUGUUCAAUCCCAACAGCAAAAAGAUAUGCAAUUGGAACGUUUAUCUAAUAACAAUUGUUUCGAUAACUGCGGUAUCACAAGUUGUACCGAUUUUAGCAAUUAUUGGUUUUUCCGUCAAGGGGCUUGA
Molecule: messenger RNA, 216 nt
Organism: Cinara cedri
Lineage: Eukaryota; Metazoa; Arthropoda; Insecta; Hemiptera; Aphididae
Source: the annotation of a GenBank genome assembly